AUGUCACCGCCACCAGGCCCAGCGAUGGAGUUUCUCGGUCGUGUGGCCUACGAGAUGGAGACGAUGCGACCGCUGCUACCCACCUACCUACAUCUCCUCAUAUCGGCGAUCUUUCCCAUCUACACUGCGGCCCAUGCCUCGCUGUCGAGACCACCAUCCGCUGCCCGUCGAAAAGGCAAGAAGCGCAGCUCUGAUGACGACGAGGCCGAUGAAAACGAGUCGCAGCAGAUCGAGAGCCUGACACCUUCAGACGCCCUUCUUUUCCCACUUUUGGCUGGUGGGACCCUGGCUUCUCUGUACUUCAUUCUUAAAUGGCUUCAGGACCCGGCCUGGCUGAACUGGGCUUUGGGCAUCUAUUUCUCUCAGUUGGGCUUGUUCUUUGCGGUCAAGUUCCUGAAGGACAUGUUCAGCGUCGCUCGCUCACUUUGUUUCCCUACCACCUACUCACUAGGAGGGUCGGUAUGGAGGGUUGACGAGCAAGAGCAAUACUACAGGAGUGAGGACGGCAGGACGACAACUUCGCCCUUUCCUGGGUAUCUGCGGGCACUUCCAUUCCCCCAAGCCGUGACCCGGAAGAUCUGGAAACUUAGAGGCCUCCUGUACGCAAGAGCGAGACUUAACUUACAUCUCCAUGGCUUCAUUACCGUCAAGAGAUCGAUCGACGUCCUGGAUGUGGCAAGUCUGGUUCUCUCUUGCGCUAUUGUGUACUAUCACGGGUUUGUGUCCAAGCCAUGGUUCCUCACCAAUUUUCUCGGCUUCUCGUUCUGCUACGGGUCUUUGCAGUACAUGACUCCGACGACUGCCUGGACAGGGACGCUUGUUCUAGGCGCUCUAUUUCUCUACGACAUCUACUUCGUCUUCUUCACGCCAAUGAUGGUAACAGUGGCCACGAAAUUGGAUGUCCCAAUCAAACUGCUGUUUCCCAGACCCGACGGAUGUGUUUUGCCCGUAGGGACGCCUGAAGGGUCACCGGCUAUGGAAGAAUACCUGCAGUGUCUAGCAAAGAAGAGAACCAUGGCAAUGCUCGGCCUGGGAGAUAUUGUGGUUCCCGGAAUGAUGCUCGCCUUCGCAUUGAGAUUCGACUUGUACCUGUACUAUCUGCGACAGAGCGACGCAAAACACAAGUCUAGCGGCGACCAACCUGCAGAACAAAGUGAGGAGAAGCCCUUCUACGUGAAUGCCCGAGGAAGUUGGGGUGAGCGGUUUUGGACCAGUUCCAAGUUGUGGGCACAGGAGAUCAAGGCGAAGCAGUUUCCCAAACCAUACUUCUAUGCUACAGUCUUUGGCUAUCUGGCCGGUAUGUGUACGACAGUCGGCGUGAUGCAGGUGGCACAACAUGCUCAGCCUGCAUUGCUGUACUUGGUCCCUGGAGUUCUCCUGUCACUCUGGGGCACAGCGUUGGUCAAAGGAGACUUCAAGGCCUUGUGGCAGUAUACGGAGCUUCAGGAUGACGAAAAGAAGACUGCUAAUGAUGGGACUAAGGACACCGACGGCAUUCAGCAGACCAAAGGUGUCGAGAACGGCGAGGAGCAGACAGUCGACAAAGAUGCAGGCAAAGGUGACGGACAAGAGCUCGAGCUUGUCAAAGCGCCAGAGACGGAGGCGGAUACUCGAAAGCCUGGAAAGGAGAGCCAGGAGAGUCAAUGCCACCAGCUUGUUUACUUCUCGAUUAGUCUGCCCGAACAGUCCCGCGAAAGAGAAGAAGGGUCCGCCAUGCAGAAAAACACGAAUGGUUCUGCCGAGAGUAAAGAUGGCGAACGGGAGGGUGACGGCAACCCUCCUGCGAAAAAAGCACGACGAGCAUGA
Molecule: messenger RNA, 1806 nt
Organism: Capronia coronata CBS 617.96
Lineage: Eukaryota; Fungi; Ascomycota; Eurotiomycetes; Chaetothyriales; Herpotrichiellaceae
Exons: 1
Coding region: 1-1806 (601 amino acids)
Biological process (GO): membrane protein proteolysis
Cellular component (GO): lumenal side of endoplasmic reticulum membrane; cytoplasmic side of endoplasmic reticulum membrane; membrane
Molecular function (GO): aspartic endopeptidase activity, intramembrane cleaving
Source: RefSeq, a predicted model, not a curated record